UCACAUCAAAUUUUGAUUUCUGAGGCUAGCAAGUAGCAACUUGAUUUGUUUUAGAUUUUGAUCAAUAUCCUUUCUUUUCUUUCUAUGCUGAGCUUUUAGUGUUCACUCAAAAUAGUUGCCAUCAUAAUAUGAUAUUAAGAACUUAUUAUUUAAGAUUAUGAUGUAUUUUUUUUUUUUCUUUUCCUCCUUUCUUCUGCAUGGAGCUCUUGUCUUACACACAGUUACUGAACCUUUGGUGUUUAUUCAGAAUGGGGAUUGAUAGAAAGGAUGUAAGAAUUGUAUGCCACUUCAAUAUUCCCAAGUCAAUGGAAGGAUUUUAUCAAGAGUCAGGCAGAGCAGGUCGUGAUCAACUGCCCUGUACAAGUCUGCUGUACUACGGGGUAGAUGAUCGCAAAAGAAUGGAAUUCAUAUUAAGAAAUUCAGGAAGCAAGAAAUCCCAAUCAUCUACUUCACAGGAAGAAUCAUCAAAAAAGUCAAUGGCUGACUUUACCCAGAUGGUUGAAUAUUGUGAAGGAUCUGGAUGUCGUAGGAAAAGGAUUCUCGAGAGUUUUGGGGAGAAGGUUACUGCAUCCCUGUGUGAAAAAACAUGUGAUGCUUGCAGACAUCCAAACUUAGUUGCCCGAAAUUUGGAGGAUCUGACAACUGCCAUUGCUCUGCGCCAGAAAGGCGGUUCUUCUCGAAUUUUCAUCACCAGUUCUUCUGAUGCAAUCAACGGAGAACAGUUAUCUGAAUUCUGGAAUCGUGGUGAUGAAGCAAUUGGCUCAGAUGAUGAUAUAUCUGACUCCGAUGAUGGUAAUGAGGUUGUCAACAACCUAACCAAGUCAAAGCUUCAUUCUAGAGUGGGAGUAAAUGAAAAGCUUGCUAUGUUAGAACGUGCAGAAGAAAACUUCUAUCGAAAUGAGAAAGCUAAGAAACAGAGUAAAGUUGACAAGAAUGCUAUUUCUGAUGCAAUGCGAGAAUCAAGCAGGCAAAGAUUACAAAAUGCUCUGAAACAGGCUCAGCAGCGACUUGACAACUUAAAGAUUGAGUUGGAGACAUCAGCAUCUUUCCUUGAAGAUGAAUGCUACAAGAAAUAUAGCAAAACUGGCAAAUCAUUCUAUUAUUCACAAGUGGCGAGCACGGUUAGGUGGCUGGCAACGACAAGUUCUGUUGAUAUGUUGAACCGACUUGGCACAAUGAAGGAAUCUACAUCAAUGGAUGCUGUUCCUGAAGCUGAAGGUCGCACCCCACCACAUGCUAUAGAUCAUUCUGGAAAGGAAGGUACAAGUAAUGAACUCUCGGGCAAUGCUCAGUCAGAAAUUUUGCCUUGCGGUGACAGGGGCAUGCCAGUAGAAAGUUCUUCCGUUAAUACAAAGCUGCCACAGAUUCCGUCGUUCUAUGAAUUUGUUAAUAGUAGGAAAACAAAAGGUGACCAAUUAGAUGACACAAAAAAGAACUCAUCUAGAGUAGAAAAGAAAAUGAGAGUACAGUAGAUUGACGCUUGUAGUUACUAUUGGUCUUGAUUAUAGUCACAAAAAUGUGUCAAAUGCCAACUAUUGUUGUCGCAAAGAAAGUUAGAAUUUUGGUUUCAAUCAUUUUCGAGCUCUUGUUUGAAAAUGGAUGUUAAAAUUCCAUUCGAGUCUUUAAACCACCCUUGAAGCAGCUUUUUUGUUGGGGUUAAGCUUUGCAAAGAGCUUGUCAAGAGAAAUAAUCCAUGUUCCUUUCCAUUAUAGAAAAACUACAUGGA
Arachis duranensis is the source of this 1726-nucleotide messenger RNA. Its product is annotated as ATP-dependent DNA helicase Q-like 3. Gene Ontology annotation, biological process: double-strand break repair via homologous recombination. Lineage: Eukaryota; Viridiplantae; Streptophyta; Magnoliopsida; Fabales; Fabaceae. The transcript is spliced from 9 exons. Gene Ontology annotation, molecular function: 3'-5' DNA helicase activity; four-way junction helicase activity. The record is from RefSeq and is a predicted model, not a curated record. Bases 198 to 1472 code for a protein of 424 amino acids. Gene Ontology annotation, cellular component: chromosome; cytoplasm.